Molecule: messenger RNA, 4739 nt
Organism: Chelmon rostratus (copperband butterflyfish)
Lineage: Eukaryota; Metazoa; Chordata; Actinopteri; Chaetodontiformes; Chaetodontidae
Product: clathrin interactor 1-like
Exons: 12
Coding region: 115-2115 (666 amino acids)
Biological process (GO): endocytosis
Cellular component (GO): clathrin vesicle coat; endosome; plasma membrane
Molecular function (GO): clathrin binding; phospholipid binding
Source: RefSeq, a predicted model, not a curated record
UCGAGGAGUACAGGGGAUUGUCGUCGGUAACCGGAUACCACCUCUGUCUUGUGGGGCGUAGAGACACGGGGGCGACGCAGUAUCGAGGCGGCGAGCCCGCAGUUCCGUGUGGAGAUGCUGAACAUGUGGAAAGUCAGAGAGCUGGUGGACAAAGCCACCAACGUGGUGAUGAACUACUCAGAGAUCGAGUCCAAGGUGAGAGAGGCCACCAAUGAUGAUCCCUGGGGACCCUCUGGACAACUAAUGGGAGAAAUAGCCAAAUCUACCUUUAUGUAUGAGCAGUUCCCAGAGGUGAUGAACAUGCUGUGGACCAGGAUGCUGAAAGACAACAAGAAGAACUGGAGACGAGUCUACAAGGCUUUACUACUGCUGGCCUAUCUGAUCAGGAAUGGGUCUGAAAGAGUCGUCACCAGUGCCAGAGAACACAUCUACGACCUGCGAUCUCUUGAAAACUACCACUUCAUUGAUGAGAAUGGUAAGGAUCAGGGAAUCAAUGUUCGUCAGAAGGUGAAGGAGAUGGUGGAAUUCGUUCAGGACGAUGACAGACUGAGAGAGGAGAGGAAGAAAGCCAAGAAGAACAAAGAUAAAUACAUUGGAGUUUCCUCUGACAGUAUGGGAGGAGGAGGAGGAGGAGGAGGAGGAGGAGGAAGCAUGAAGAGCUCCAAUGAGUUGGAUCGGAGUAAGUGGGAUGAGGACUGGGAUAAGAGCAGAGGAGCUUUCCCCUUUAGUGAGAAGCUCGGAGAGAUCAGUGACAAGAUAGGCAGCACCAUCGACGACACGCUCAAUAAGUUCAGAAAGAAGGAACGAGACGACUCACCCGACAGAAUCAGUGACAACGAGGAGGACCGAGCAUCGAGAAACGGUAGGCAGGAAACCCUUGAGUUCAAAGAUGAGGAAGAAACUGUCACAACAAAGAGCAUCCAGAUCACACAAGCAACAGAAACCACAACCACCACCACACGGAAACGCAGUGGAGCAACAAGCAGUAAGACUCUGGACCUGGGUGCUGCAGCUCAUUACACUGGAGACAAAAGCCCGGAGGAGAAGUCAUCAGUCAGGCAGUCUUCCAGUAGCGGUCUAGCUGACCUGCUAGUGAUUGACCCUUCAUCCAGUCAAGGCACUACAACAGGUGGAAGUUCGGACCUCAUUGGUGGCUUUGCUGACUUUUCCUCUCCUGCAGCCUCUGCCAGCCUCCCAACCUCCACCGCUGCUGCAUCAUCCAAUGGAAAUGGAGAAUUUGGAGACUGGAACGCCUUCUCCGCCAAUUCACCAACUCCAUCAAGUUCUGGCCCCUCCCAGCCUGUCACUGACCUGUUUGGCAGCGUACAGUCACCCACAACCUCUAAUACCGCCCCCGUCCCACCUUCUGCCGAGCUCUUUGACCUGAUGGGUGGAGUUAACCAUCAACUAUCCAAUCCACAUACAACACUGAGUGCCUCUCAGAGCAUGACUUUCUCUCUGGGAGGGGCAAUGCCAGGAGCAUCUGUCGCUAUGCCCACCAUGCCCCUUUCUCGCUCUCAACAGAGCUUGGGAGGAAUUACACCCCAGCAGGCCAUCGGACAACAGCAGAAGGUUGGUGUUGGAGGUCAAGGAUCGUUAGGGUCGACCUGGUCUGACCCCUCUGUUAACAUCAGCCUGGACUUCCUAUCAGCAGGCCUCAACCCCACUAAGACCCCACCUACACUCAACAAUAUCAUCCAGCAACAAGGAGUGCCUCCUGUCAACCUGUUGGCCCAAAACUUCGGAGGAUUGAACCUCAGCUCCCCGCCUCACGUGACACCCAUUAGACCACCAGCCAAUCCCAUGAUGGCAGGCAAUGCCAUGACAAUGGGUAUGCCUGCAUCGAUGGCAACUGGCAUGCCUGCUUCAUUGGCGGCAAGUAUGCCCCCUUCAAUGACCACGGGUACCAUUGGGAUGGGGGGGAUUCCUGUAAACCAAGGCAUGAUGGGAAUGAACAUGAGCAUGAAUAUGGGCAUGGCCACUCCAAUGAUGAUGAGUGGUAUGGCUGGGAUGGGAGUGCCUGGAGUGGGGAUGGGCCUAACACACUCAAUCACCCCAGCCGUUGUUCCACCCAAACAAGAUGCCUUCGCUAACUUUGGCAGUUUUGGGAAAUGAAGGAGUGCAAGUGUGUGUGUGUGUGGGUGGGUGUGCAGGUGUGUGCGGGUGAGUGACUGAGAGUGUGGGUAUGCAUGUCUGACAUGAUGAGAGUGUGAACCACUGAAGGACUGCUGUACUUGAAGACAACUGCAUGUUUCUCUCUCUGCUUUUGUUCCCCUUGGUGAGCUGGCACCAGCAAUCAUUCACCAUGAUGUUGGAGGUAGGGUAGAAGACGCACUAAUGCCUCCCUAAAAACUUGGUAUUUCACCCAGAUGGGCAUGUUUUUGUAAGACGUAACAGUGUAUGUUUCUGCGAGCUCUGAGUGCACAUUAUUAAAUAAAUUUGCAAAAAUCCUCCAUUAUUUUGGUUUGAUGAAAAAGAGAAGUUGGACUGAUUGGUAAAUUAUGUAUAAGUUGUCAAGUUUGAAGGAAUGCGGAAUGGUAUUCUGGUUUUCUUUUAAUUUAUAUAUUUGGUCUCACACCUAUAUACAUGGAAAUUGAGUCUGCCUUUUAAGCCUGUUUGGGCAAGGCAUCUAUCAAUGCAAGAUACUACUUCGAUAUCAGAAUACAAACCACCCAACUGAGUAGAUUUUUGUUGUUUGACAUAAUUUGGUCCAUCUAAAUGUCUGUAAAUUUUCGCACUUAGUUGUACAUAUUUUCCAGCAUACUGUAACGUUAUGCUGGUCAAUUGGAGAAUUCAUCAACAGUCAGCUAAAAGUCAUUUGAAAAUCUGCAGGGAAGUCUUUGAUCACCAGAAAAUAAAUAAUCAUCUCUGUUUGAGGUUAAAAUGAUGCAUGAGGUCUACUGCAAGUUAAAUCUUGGGUUUAAGGCAAAGAUUAUGCUAGUAGGUGACUUUUUAGGUUCCGAUUUUGCUCACUUAUCCAAGUGAUGAGAUGAUCAAAUGCGAGCUGACGAGAACAGGAUGUAAGGCUGGCCCGCGUGAAAUACCAAGUGUAUAGGGCUUCCUCCUCACCCAGUGGUAAUAUCAUGUGUGAAUGAUGUCACACAGUGGACUCCCCAAGAGCAGGGCAGGUGUCAAUCCACAGCCUCUGGUUACUACUUUCCUGUGGGGAAAGGAUCCUCAUCUUAACCUGUUUUUAUGUAUAAACUACAGUAUAACCCCCCAUCAUUACAAAAAACAUCACUGCAAAAGUUGUUCUCUCUGACUGCAGUAGCGCUGACUCAGAUGAAAGUGGCAUUGCUGCCUUAAUUCUGCAUUAUAGCCUGAGAUAUGUUUUAUAUAAUUUCAAUCAAAUUCAAUUUAAGCUAUUGCAUUAUCGCCAGGGGGCGACUCUGUUACUGUCCCUCAAUAACAGUGUAACUGUUAGAAUGUCUGGAGUCUACUGAAUCCAUACUCCAGUCCUCCAGCAGAGGGCAGGAUGGGUGUGCGCAUUGUGUUAACGCUGAAUCGUCUCACUUAUUCUUGAGCCAUAUUACAGUGGAUGAAUUACAUAUUCAUCCAACUCCUACUGUUUGUUCAAUACAAGUAAAGCCUUGAACUGCUCAGAACAAAGGGCCCCUAAAAUACUGCAGGGCUCUUUAUAUUACAAUAAUAAGUUACUGUAAAAAGGGAUACUUGUCCUCUAUUUUCCAUUCUUUCAGAUCAAUGCCAGAUGAAACUGUCAGUCAGUAUUUUAGUAAGAGUACUAGUCACUGAUAUUUUCUCUUUAUUUCUGACCCACAUACACCUAUUCUGUCUAUUCUACUUUUUGCAAACAUACACUGUUUAUAGAUAGAGGUACAGAUUUUUUAAGAGUUUUUUCAAACUGGCUGUGGGAAGAGACGGAAACGAACAAUCUACAAGCCUGAACAUCACAAUCCUCUAAAUUUCUUCCAUGUUUGAGGCAGCGGAACACCACUGAACUUUAGGGAAAACCCAGCAAUGUACCUUUAAUUACAAAGUAUUUUUGCCAGCAUAUUUCACCCUGCAGCACACUUGGUGGUCUCUUGGUGCAAAGGUUGCAUAUCUGCAGCCCACAAAUCGCGUACUAGAAAACACCCACCUUUACAUCUGACGUGGAUUAGAUACAUUGAAGGAUUUUUUUUCAUCAGCUGAGUUUUAAUGAAUGAUUCCUAUGGUUAGCCGAGACCAAUCUUAAGGGUUUUUUGGCGGUCUCGAGUGAAGUGUAUGUUUGAGGAUAAGAGUGAAUGAGUGUGUGUGACUUUGUGUGUGGGUAUAGUUUUCUCUGUUUGAUGUGCAAACACAGCUAAGCAGAGCCUCUUGUCAUUUUCUGAGGCACUGCACUCCAAAUGACCAAAUCUUUAUUUUGUUACUCUCAGAAGGAUGAUUCCAUAGCUAUUAGUUAAAUAUUUCAUUAGUUUACUUGAAAGGUUAUGUUCAUAUGGGAGAGCUACUAAUACCAUAAUUUAGUUGACGGGAAUCAUGUUUUUGUUUCUUUUUCAGUACAGCUUGUUUCAUUUGAUUGUACUCUAUAUUUUCUGUACUUCAUUCGACAUUAAAUUAAAUUAUAACAUUAAAUAUUCAGUUUCCUCCUUUUUUUGACUGUAGACUAGUCUGUCUGAAUGAUCUUACUAAUAUUUGCAUCACAUUUGAUCCAUACAUACUGUAGUUGUUACCAUUGAGGACACUAUGGCCAUGUCCUCUGUAUUUGUAAAAUGAAUUUGGAGGUUUUAACAACCAUA